Molecule: messenger RNA, 762 nt
Organism: Dibothriocephalus latus
Lineage: Eukaryota; Metazoa; Platyhelminthes; Cestoda; Diphyllobothriidea; Diphyllobothriidae
Source: the annotation of a GenBank genome assembly
AUGUCCUCUCAAGAAUCACCUUUUGUUGGAUGUCGGAUCCGAAUAAUCUCGAAGGCGAAGAUUCGAUAUGAAGGCUUUUUGCACUCCAUUGAUACUGACGCCCCUGACGAUCCAGUAAUAACACUGUCGAAAGUUUGGUCUUUCGGAACCGAGGAUCGCCCUAGCGAGCGUUUUGUCGGUCCCAGGAAUGAAGUUUAUGAGCAGAUAGUCUUCCGCGGACGAGACCUAGAGGAUGUCCGUGUUUUGCAGUCUUCCGUAUUUUUAAACGAAGAUCCUUCAAUAGUCAGUGCAGUCCCAGGGUCCGGCGGGUUUUCAGCGACGAAGCCUCGAGAAGAGAACGACGCCCCAGACCCCUGGUCUGUCACCCCCUUUGGAGAUGUGAAAAAACCUGAGAUACCACCGGAUUUUGCUAGACCUCAAUACGAUGGGCACGAAGAAGCUAGGCGUGACAACCGUUUUCGGCGAGGGGGCGGCCGUCCGGCUGGUCAACCCCGCGGUGGCGGACGUCAGCGCUUCAGGCCAUGGGAUGAAGGUGUUCGCGAACCCUUAUCGAAGGAGUUCGAGGGAGAGUAUGAUAUUGAAAAGGCAAACGCUGAGCUUGCGGAGGAACUGGAAAAAAUCGAAAUAUCAUCGGGGAAUGCAAAUGGGUCUACUUCCGGGCCCUUGGAAGAAACUGAGACGGAAGAAAAGGUUUGCUACGACAGUAAGAAAUCCUUCUUCGACACACUCAGUUCUGAACUAAUGGAUAGAGCCCAGGGGUAA